Microthlaspi erraticum is the source of this 1092-nucleotide messenger RNA. NCBI's taxonomy places the organism in Eukaryota, Viridiplantae, Streptophyta, Magnoliopsida, Brassicales, Brassicaceae. The record is from the annotation of a GenBank genome assembly.
AUGGAGAAGGUGAACAUCGAGCCAUGUGUGAAGAUGGACACCCAAACCCUUGAUCUUCUCAAGAUAAGAGAUGAUGUCACAUGGUACAUAAGGAAGCUAGGCUUGAGCAAGCUCUUCAAGCUAGAGUGUAGUGAGUACUCACAACUCACCAAGGAGUUCCUCUCCACAGUAGCUCUUGCCUUUCCCAACCACAAUGGAGACCAACCAGCUGGUGAUGGACUCCUACUCUUCAAGAUAGGCGAUGCCAAUGGGCGCAUAUCCAUCUCAGCUCUAUGCCAACUCUUUGGACUUCCCAAUGAGACAGCACAUGACUUCAAGGAGAACUCAAAGAGGAAACAAGCUGCCUUUGCUGAUUGGACACACUUUGCCAAUGAACCAUUCUUGCCUUCAAGAUCAAAGGUGUCUAGAAUCACUCAUCCAGCCAUUCGCUAUGUGCACCGCCUCAUCUCCACCACUUUCCAAUGCAAACAAGAAGCCAACAAGGUCACAACUGAUGAGUUCUACAUCCUCACCACACCAUUCAUCAAGCAUGAGUACAAGGCCAACCUUGGACUUUUACUUGCCAAGACAUUCAUCAAUGUGAGGAAGCUAGCUAAAGACUUGGAAGGCAACAAGAAGCUUUGUGUUCGUUUUGGGAGGCUUAUCACGGCCAUAGUACAACAUGUGGGGAUUGACAUUCCCAACUAUGAGCCACUACCCAAGCCAACCCCUUUGGAUCUCCAUGCUCUUCAGCACAUCCACUUCCUAAACCGUUGGACUAAAGACCCAACUCGGUUUUGCUAUGAGUUUCCAAUUGGUCCAGCCAACACUUCCCUUGUCUUGCUGCCACAUGAAGACAUCCCAAGCCUACGCUCAGGUGUUGUCACUUUCCAGCCCAAUGAGGAAGACUUCUAUGUUCCAUCAAGUGAGAAACCAUCAUUCCCCAUGCUCACCUAUCGCACACUUCAGCAUGCAGUCAAGACUCAACGCCGCCACCAAGAACGCCAUGUUCUCACUACUGGCAUGGCCGCGCACCAAGCUCUAGACCGUGUUAACAAGCUGGAGAAGAUCGUGGAGUGCCAAUCUCGCUUCAUCUCGCGCCUAGUCGCGUAG